AAGAAGGUUCUCAAUCGAAUUCAAUACUUGCGAUUUAAGCCUCGCAAAAGAGCAUCUCCAGUUGAAAGGGCCACAGAUUGGGACUUCCACUGAACUACUGGACCUCAAACCUUCACUCCCCAUCGCUCAUUUUUCCUUUUACUGAUAGAUCUUUCCCACUUUGCUCCCCUCUGCUCCUUCAUCACUGCUCUGGUUGCAAAACCCAGUAAAAUGCAUCUCCAGAAACUGCGAUUUCGCUCUUGCUUCAUUUUGUUCAGGAUCUAACUCUCUGCUUAGCUGAUUGCCAUGAGUGGUGGAGUAGCUGAUGAUGGGCCUUUAGAUUAUGCCAGGAUUCAGAUCAUACCUUCUGAGAACAGGUAUGAGGCAUUUGUUUGCUAUGGCAAUGAGGUAGAUGGACUGGCGGAGGGGAAUCUGGAUGCGUUGUUGCUGCAUUUACCAGAACUACAAGAGCUCAAUGCCAAAGGAUCUAAGGCUAGCAUUAAACUCUUACCAUCAGCUUCUUCAGGGGGUACAACAUGGUUUACAAAAUCUACUUUAAGAAGGUUCCUCCAAAUAGUUGGCUCACCAGAAUUACCGAAUAUGAUGAAAACAAGGAAUGAGAUGUCUCAACUAGAAGAAACCAAAAGAUUUCAUCUUUCUUUAUAUGGCCAGGGUCAGAGGUCAAAGACCGAAGAGAAAGAUGGCAACCUCGACUCCUCUAGUCCAAAACACGGGUCUGGACCUGAAUUUGCUUCAUCAGCUGCGUCAAAAAAUGACUUGUUGCGAGCUAUGGACUUGAGGCUUACAGCAUUAAAUAAGGACUUAACUGCAGCAUUUGAAAAGGCUCACGGUGCAACUUGCAGUUCUAAAGAAAUCAGCAAUUUGGCAAAGUUUACUGAAUAUUUUGGAGCUAUAAAUUUGAAGAAUUGUACAUACAAAUAUUUGGAACUAAAUCCAAAGAGUGAUAAUGUUGAGCUCGUUACUGAUAAUAAGCACACAAUUACUUCAAACUUGUGCAACGAAAAUGCUAUUAGUGUAAAUGGAAGUAUUAGAGCUGAAAAAUCAAAUUCAUCUACACCAGUCAAAUAUGGUGUUUCACCCGCAAAAGUUGCCCAGAUUGAGCGACAGGAUUCAUCAGAAACUGAGUCUUCUGACUCUGAUAAUGAAAAUGGGACACCAGCAGAAAGAAGUAGAACAAUGGUACGCUCAACGGUUGCAAGAAGGUCAGCAUCACCCAUGAGAAGGGUUCAGAUUGGUAGAACGGGAUCCCGAAGAGCACCAGCAAUAAUGAUUAGGAGUCUAAAUCAUCUGCAAACAAGAGACAGUAUGUUUUCCCAAGGAGAUGCGGCAGCUAAUAGUGAUGAUGAUGAGGAAGGAUCAGAACCUUCCGGUGAAACAGCUGAUAACAAUGUAGGUAGAAUAUCUGUUCAGGAUGCAAUCAGUCUUUUUGAAAGCAAACAGAGAAACGAUGCUUCCGAUAUUCAGAAAAGAAGAUCAUUAGCUAAUAUAACCAUUGGUGCAAAUAAAUUUGUAUUGCGAAGAUGGAGUACAGGCAUGGGAGAGGCUUCUACAAAAUGCCACCCAGAGCUUGUUAGGGAUGAAUCAGAUCCAAUAAGUCAUGAUUUGGCUGAAGAGGUGCCAAAGAGUAAGUUAACAGAUGAAGAAGAAGUGGGAUCUGAUAAUAUAUCUUCAAUUGAUAAGACAUGUACAACUGCUGAAGUUGAAGAGAAAUUAGAAGAUUCAGAAAUAAAAACUUCUGAUUCACCAGAGACUCAAUCAGAUUCUCCCAUUAGUGAACCACAGGUAGCUAUCCAAAAGUUAUCUGCAAAUUCGGAAUGGACUAGAAGAAAGGAAGCAGAAUUAGACCAAAUGCUGAAAAAAGUGAUGGAAAGUAAGCGUAUGGCACAAAACAAUUCCCAAGCAAAUCGAAAGAAAGAUGUCAAUUCUGAACAGAGGGGUGAACUGUAUGAUCAGUACAAGGCAAAAAGAGAUGAAAAACGUAGGGCAGAGGAAGCUAAAAGGAAUACAAAUAAAGAGGCAAAAAUUAAGGGAACUCGACAAGUUGCAGAUGAUAGGAGAACCAAGAUAGCCUCUCCCGAAGUUAAUGUAACAAAAAAAUGUGCAACACGUAAGCCUGAAGUUCCAUCAGCAAAUUGGUCAAAAUCAGAAAACCCAAAGAAGGAGAUCUCCAAACCAUCCACGAUUGAGAAGAUUUCAUCUAGAACGAAACCAAUGGCUGCCACCCGUAAGUCCUGGCCAUCUUCUGCGUCAGAAAGAACCACUGGGAUUUCUCCAGCCACAGCGAAGGCAACACGUCAGAAAGCCCAAGCGGCAUCAUCCUCUAAUCGAUUGAGUGCUAAAGUGGAAAAAUCUCCCAUGCAAAAGAAAAAAGUGAAGGAAACUAAUGAUAGCUCAAGGGACUUGAGGAGUGUGAAGGAAAAGAAGGAAAUAAUUCAGGCAAAGUCUGGAAAAGUAACAAAAACAAAAGUUACACCGACUGGGGAUUCCUCUGUUCCUGUGAAGUCGAGAAUCCGUGACAAGGUAGCCAAAAAAAGCAGCAUAGUACCACUAGAAUCAAAGUCCUUUCAUAAGGGUUCUAGAAAUAGCUUAGACAAUAGUACUCCAGUGGUUAGCAAGACAAAACCUUCAAAACUUUCAAAACUUUCAAAAUCUGCUGAUUCUUCAAAUAAUAGCAAAAAAUUGACUCGUGAUCUGGAAGUUGAGGUUACAGUUCCUGCUCUUGCCAGUCAACCUGAUAAGGGGGAUGAUUUGGUGUCAGCUCAUUGCGAUUUCAAAACUGUUGUGAAUGAUCAACAGGAUAGUGAGAUACUGACUGUAGAUGUAGUUGAUGCUGAUCAAGGUAAUGUUCCACUUCAACAAAAUAAAGAGAAAUCUUCUUUGGAAAUUACGGUUGAAGGAGAAUCAAUGAUCCCAUCUAAGUCCACAGAGGAAAUAGAAGAGUUUCAAGAGUUACCAGCCAAUAACGAUAACAUGUCUCAACUUGCAUUGCUGGAAAACACUGCACCAAUUGAAAAUUCCCGUGUUCGCCUCUCUUUGUCCCAGAUGUUGCAGGAAGAAAAUAGUGAACCUGAUAGCAUUGAUUGGGGAAUUGCAGAAAAUCCUCCAAUGAUGAACUACCAAAGGGGUGCACCAAAAGGAUUUAAGCGACUCUUAAAGUUUGCAAGGAAAAGCAAGGGGGAAGCAAACCUAGCUGGUUGGUCGAGCCCUUCUGUAGUUUCCGAGGGGGAGGAUGAUUCUGAAGAAUCUAAACCUUUGAACACGAAAAAGGCAGACAAUCUAUUGAUGAAAGCUACUCAUAACUCUGGUCUUGUAAAGGCUUCACUGGACAAAAACUUUGACCAUGAAAAACUAUACUCAGGUACAUAUGGUGCACAUAAAUUUAAUUCCAAAUUUCAAGAAAGCCAUGAUCAUGCUACAGUUUCUUCAACUAAAGUUGGCAGGUCUUUCUUUUCCCUAUCUGCUUUUAGGGGCAGCAAAUAGGAAGAAUGAGGCAAGAGGUGCAUUUAUUUUGGGUUAACAAUGUAAAUUAUUGAUAUCAUUCUCUGCUUAUCUUCUUGAAGGUGCAUAUUGUGAAAGAAGCUACCCCUCUCUCUUCAUUCUACAGAAUUUGUAUUGUAUCUCUUUGAACAUAAAGAUUGACCAACAGUUGGUAUUCUUUUUCACUUGCUUUGCCAUGGGUGUAAGAUUCAAUAGCUUUGUUAAGCAUUUUGAUCUUCAA
This is a messenger RNA of Cucumis melo (muskmelon), 3718 nucleotides long. RefSeq lists its product as uncharacterized. Bases 286 to 3480 code for a protein of 1064 amino acids. The record is from RefSeq and is a predicted model, not a curated record. The transcript is spliced from 12 exons. Lineage: Eukaryota; Viridiplantae; Streptophyta; Magnoliopsida; Cucurbitales; Cucurbitaceae.